AUGGGCAACGCCGACUAUGCUUAUCCGUCCACUAACGUGGAGUGUUCACAUCGAGUAGCGAUUCCACAAAAGCAACCAUUUCUGAAGUCGCUGAAAUAUAAUCUUAAAGAGACUUUCUUUCCUGAUGAUCCUCUCAGGCAAUUCAAGAACCAGCCUGCUUCACGAAGAUUCAUAUUAGGCCUAACAUAUUUCUUUCCAAUCUUUGAUUGGGCCCCCCGUUACACUUUUGAGUUCUUGAAAAGUGAUUUUAUUUCUGGGAUCACUAUUGCGAGUCUUGCUAUUCCUCAGGGGAUAAGUUAUGCCAAACUAGCCAACUUGCCACCGAUUCUUGGUCUUUAUUCAAGCUUUAUUCCACCAUUGGUUUAUGCAAUGAUGGGAAGUUCCAGAGAUUUGGCAGUGGGGACCGUUGCUGUCGCAUCCCUCCUCACAGCAUCUAUGUUAGGGAACGAAGUUAAUGCUAAUGAGAACCCCAAACUAUAUCUCCAUCUUGCAUUCACGGCAACAUUCUUUGCCGGAGUAUUUCAAGCUUCCCUUGGCUUAUUAAGGCUAGGGUUUAUCGUGGAUUUUCUGUCACAUGCAACGAUAAUAGGAUUUAUGGCAGGAGCAGCAACUGUAGUCAUCCUGCAACAGCUAAAGGGGAUUCUGGGGCUUGAUCAUUUCACCCACUCAACGGAUCUUGUCUCUGUCUUGCGUUCUGUCUUCUCCCAAACUCAUCAGUGGAGAUGGGAAAGUGCCGUUUUGGGCUUUUGCUUCCUGUUCUUCCUUCUCAUCACCAGAUACUUUAGCAAGAGAAAACCAAAAUUCUUUUGGGUAUCAGCAAUGGCACCAUUGACGUCAGUUAUUCUAGGAAGCAUCCUCGUCUACGUCACUCAUGCUGAGAAACAUGGGGUUCAAGUGGUAGGACACUUGAAGAAAGGACUAAAUCCACCGUCCUUUGCGGAUCUCGCGUUUGUAUCUCCUUAUCUUUCCACAGCUAUUAAAACUGGCAUCGUUACUGGCGUCAUAGCUCUUGCUGAAGGAAUAGCAGUAGGAAGAAGUUUUGCCAUGUUCAAGAAUUACCAUAUAGAUGGCAACAAAGAGAUGAUUGCUUUUGGGACCAUGAACAUUGUAGGCUCUUGCACCUCUUGCUAUCUUACCACAGGGCCAUUUUCGCGAUCAGCAGUGAACUUCAAUGCAGGAUGCAAGACAGCAGUAUCAAAUAUUGUCAUGGCGUUGGCAGUCAUGGUCACACUGUUGUUCCUAACGCCAUUGUUCCAUUACACUCCACUUGUGGUUCUAUCCUCUAUUAUUAUCGCUGCUAUGCUCGGUCUUAUAGAUUAUGAAGCUGCAAUCCAUCUUUGGUCUGUCGACAAGUUCGACUUCAUAGUGUGCAUGGGCGCAUAUGGUGGUGUGAUUUUCAGCAGCGUUGAGAUUGGCUUAGUCAUCGCGGUGGCGAUUUCUUUGCUUAGACUACUUCUGUUCGUUGCAAGACCAAAAACCUUUAUUCUUGGAAACAUUCCAAAUUCGAUGAUCUACAGAAAUGUUGAACAAUAUCCAAACACAAGCAGCGUUCCUGGUGUUCUCAUACUUGAGAUUGAUGCUCCCAUCUACUUUGCAAAUGCAGGCUACUUAAGAGAAAGGAUUGCGAGGUGGGUUGAUGAAGAGGAAGAAAAGUUAAAAUCUUCAGGAGAAACCACCCUACAGUAUGUUAUACUAGACAUGGGAGCGGUUGGUAACAUUGACACAAGUGGGAUUAGCAUGCUUGAGGAAGUUAAGAAAGUAAUGGACAGAAGGGAGCUCAAGCUUGUCAUGGCCAAUCCUGGAGCUGAAGUAAUGAAGAAACUCAACAAGUCCAAGUUUAUCGAAAAAAUAGGGCAAGAAUGGAUAUUUUUAACAGUAGGAGAAGCUGUUGGAGCUUGCAAUUUCAUCCUUCACACCGGCAAACCUAACCCCUCGAAAGAGGAAUCUGAGGCAGAUGACAAAGUCUAA
Messenger RNA from Dovyalis caffra, 1968 nucleotides. Lineage: Eukaryota; Viridiplantae; Streptophyta; Magnoliopsida; Malpighiales; Salicaceae. The record is from the annotation of a GenBank genome assembly.